Theileria annulata is the source of this 507-nucleotide messenger RNA. RefSeq names its product ubiquitin-conjugating enzyme E2, putative. The transcript is spliced from 4 exons. Gene Ontology annotation, biological process: DNA repair; protein polyubiquitination; proteasome-mediated ubiquitin-dependent protein catabolic process. The record is from RefSeq and is a predicted model, not a curated record. Gene Ontology annotation, molecular function: ubiquitin conjugating enzyme activity. NCBI's taxonomy places the organism in Eukaryota, Apicomplexa, Aconoidasida, Piroplasmida, Theileriidae. The coding region runs from base 1 to 507 and encodes 168 amino acids.
AUGGCUAGAGAUGCGACAAAAAGAUUAAUGCUAGAUUUGAGAAAAUUACAGGAAGAUUUACCCGAAACUAUAUGCGCAAGUCCAGUUGAUAGCGAUAUUUUUCAUUGGCAAGCUGUCAUUCUAGGCCCGGAUAAUACUGAGUGGGAAGGAGGCAUUUUCUCACUUUCUCUUACUUUUCCACAAGAUUAUCCUAAUAAGCCGCCAGUGGUCAAAUUUUUAACAAGAAUCUUUCACCCGAACGUGUACCAAGACGGAAGUAUUUGCCUAGAUAUACUCCAAAACGAGUGGAGUCCUGUGUUUGACGUUCAUGGAAUAUUAAUAUCCAUCCAAGUAUUUUAUAAUUCACACAUUUACAUUCAGUCACUUCUAACCGACCCCAAUAAUAAGAGUCCCGCUAAUAACGAAGCUGCAACUCUUUACCAGGAGAACAGAACCGAGUAUAUUAGGAGAGUGAAGAACAUAGUUUCAGAGAGCAUUUCAGCAGCAGAGCUUACUCUAAACUUGUAG